AUGGCGAUCCAGCCACAUUCUUCUCUUGAGCUUGAGAUAUGGAAUGACUUGAACAGGAAAGUAGUGAUGGUGACCGGAGCUUCGUCGGUGCUCGGCCGUGAGCUUUGUCUCGAUCUUACCAAAGCUGGAUGCAAAAUCUUCGCUGCACGUCGUAACAAUAGACUCCAAUCUCUAUGUGAUGAAAUAAUUUGACUCGAUUUCUUAGUUUCGUCGUCAUCGUUGACCUACCGAGUAGUGGCUGUGACACUUGAUGUUAGCGCGGAUGGAAAAAUUAUCGAGAAGGGCAUCAGAAAAGCUUGGGACUCAUUUGGUUUUAUUGACACUUUAGUCAACAACGCUGGUAUGAGAGGGCCUAUAAAGUUCCCUCUAGAUUUGUCCGAGGAAGAAUGGGAUCAAACCAUGAGAACAAAUCUUAAGGGACCGUGGUUGAUAUCAAAGUAUGUAUCCAUACACAUGCGUGACGCUAAUCGAGGUGGAUCUAUCAUCAAUAUUUCUUCAAUGAUUGGUCUUAAUAGAGCACUACAAUGGGGUGCCCUUGCUUAUACUAUUUCAAAGGCGGGCUUAAACACUUUGACAAAGAUAAUGGCGAUGGAGUUAGGAUCUCACAAAAUUAGAGUGAAUUCUAUAUGUCCUGGACUCUUUAAAUAUGAAAUUACAAAAGAUCUCGUGCAAAAAGAUUGGAUUAAUAUGGUUGUAAUGAGAAUGGUUUCUUUAAAAAUAUCUGGAACUAUAGACCGUGCAUUAGCAACCGUCGCUCGAUACUUGGUGCACGACUCUUUUAAGUAUGUUUCCAGUAACAUUUUCGUUGUUAAUGCAGGUAGUUCUUUACCUGGAGUCCCACUUUGGUCAUCUCUUUGA
Messenger RNA from Cucurbita maxima (winter squash), 858 nucleotides. Its product is annotated as L-xylulose reductase-like. Gene Ontology annotation, molecular function: oxidoreductase activity. The transcript has 5 exons. The record is from RefSeq and is a predicted model, not a curated record. NCBI's taxonomy places the organism in Eukaryota, Viridiplantae, Streptophyta, Magnoliopsida, Cucurbitales, Cucurbitaceae.